UUUUUUUUUUAUUUUUUUUAUUUUUAAAUCCAUCCAUUCUACCCUAAUCAUCAUCUCUCAUUCUGUUUUAAUCUCAUUUGUCCUUUUAACUAUUCUCAGUUAAUCUACAAAGCAAACAAGCAAGAAAACAAGCAAGCAAACAGACAAUCGAGCAAACAAUUUUGUCAAGAGUAACAGUACCAGGUUAUUAACCAUGUCAAGGCUUCCAAAGACCCUGCAGUCCACGUUAGGGCGAUGCACAGCCACUGGAUUGCAGUCUACUUCAGAUAUCCUUCCAUGUGCAUGUGUUCAAUCCUCGUCAUUUUCUUCUUCUGCCUUGGUCACUUCAAGAAGCACUGUUACUGCUCGUCCAAACACUGGCAGUCUUUUUGACGUAAUAUCACGGAUAUCUGAUUCAACCGCAGUAGCCACCUCAACAACAAACGCUAACAGUCUAAACAUUAUGCUCGGGAGGUGUCGGAUGGUUAUCAGACAAAAACAUACAGUUGCAUUAACUAAACCUUCAGCGUUGACACAUACCACCGCAACUACGUGCAAACAAUACAGUCAGCUCGCAACAGCUAUACAUACGCAACCACCUCCUCCAUCUACUCUCUCCAGUGGCCUUCAACAGCAGCAUCAAUCACAUCCAAUUCAUAUCUCCGCCUCUGCGUUUCCCUCUACCCCCUCCGCAUCGACGGCGGCAACUUCCCCAGAAUCCUCUCCGCUUUUCCGGAUGAAUAACCCUGCCUCCAUUGUCCGACAGCCUGCAUCAGCACGUCAAUCAAAACGCCGAUAUAGCCCUCAGCACUUUUAUCAGAACCGUAUUCUGGACCCCUAUGUCAACCAGGCAGUCAGUCCAAUCACCCUCCGGCAACUUGUCUUUUUUGGCCGUAACAUGCAAGAGGAUAAGCUUCUCAAAUCCGCCAACUAUGUCCGAACAGAGCUACCUAUACGUCUUGCCCAUAGGAUUCGUGAUUUCCAAAAUCUACCCUUCAUUGUAGGAACUAAUCCACAUAUCGAACUAGUCUAUGAUCUCUAUUGGCAGGCCUUUGAAAAGUUGAGCAAGGUUCCUGAGAUCAAGACUUUGGAACAGAACGAUACCUUUUGUGAGUUGGUCAAGGGUCUCUUGAACGAUCACUUGGUAGUCAUUCCACAGUUGGCGUUGGGAAUCAUGGAGUCCUCAAAGCACAUUCCUCCAGAUCAGAUUGACAAGUUUAUGAACAAAAUGCUCAGGUCCAGGAUCUCAAGACGAGUGCUGGCAGAGCAACAUAUCUCCCUGACUGCUAACUUCAAUUCCCCCAACCACAUGAUGGCAGAUUGUGGAUACAUCGGCAUCAUCUAUACUCACUGCCGACCCCGAGAUAUUGUCGAAAGAACAGCCCUUUUGGCAGCGGAGACAUGUCGUCAGGCAUGCGGUGGAACUAUUGAGCCACCCAAGGUCUUAUUAGACGGCAAUAUCGAUGCGGAGUUUUCUUACAUCCCAGAUCAUAUUGAGUAUAUUCUAUAUGAACUUCUCAAGAAUUCGAUGCGUUUUGUCAUGCAGAAAGGGGCCCGAGAACACCGCACGGGCGAAUUACCUCCUAUCCAGAUUACAGUGUGUGAAGGAGCUCAGGACAUUGUCUUCAGGAUCUCAGACAAGGGUGGCGGAAUUGAUCCAGAAAUGGAGCGGCAUCUUUGGUCUUACUCACAAAGCCCUGCCCGAUUUGCUAAUUUCGAGAAGGUAUCAAAGAUGGCUGCCACAGUCCAGGAACAGAUGGUGUCGCCCUCCAGGAGUUAUAAUGAAUCAAAUAGAGUUGAAGAUGAAGUGGAGGAUGAUGGUGAAGGAAUAAAACUACCACCACCACCGACAGGUAGUAGCAAAUCUACGGAAUCGACGACAUUGCGUUUGGAUCGUCAUGCGCCUCCUCGUACCGGUACCAAAUCAGCUUCAUACUCAUCAUUCUCAAACGCGUCUUCGCAGCGCUGUCAAACUGUGAUUGAUUCCACUCAAGAACUUGUAGCUCCGUCGAAACCAGGUCACUUGAAUCGCGAAAGCCGUCAGUAUAAGGAUCAGUCUAUGCAUUUAGGUAUUGGACUUCCCAUGAGUCGUGUCUAUGCUGAGUACUGGGGUGGAGAUCUUAAGGUUUUUACGAUGCACGGUUACGGCACAGAUGCCUAUGCCAAAUUUUGUAAAUUUGGCAACAUUUAUGAGAACUUUGACGUGUAGCCUCCGUCCGUAAAAUGGACAAAAUUUGCCAUAAUAAAUAAAUAGGCUUUAAAUUCAGCAGUCAUGGGC
Molecule: messenger RNA, 2257 nt
Organism: Lobosporangium transversale
Lineage: Eukaryota; Fungi; Mortierellomycota; Mortierellomycetes; Mortierellales; Mortierellaceae
Exons: 1
Coding region: 194-2188 (664 amino acids)
Biological process (GO): regulation of glucose metabolic process; protein phosphorylation
Cellular component (GO): mitochondrion
Molecular function (GO): pyruvate dehydrogenase (acetyl-transferring) kinase activity
Source: RefSeq, a predicted model, not a curated record